Mus pahari (shrew mouse) is the source of this 6573-nucleotide messenger RNA. RefSeq names its product stum, mechanosensory transduction mediator homolog (gene Stum). Lineage: Eukaryota; Metazoa; Chordata; Mammalia; Rodentia; Muridae. The transcript has 4 exons. Bases 105 to 530 code for a protein of 141 amino acids. The record is from RefSeq and is a predicted model, not a curated record.
CCGGAGCGCACUGGCCUCCUGAGAAGGGCGCUUAGCGCGCAGCCGGCCGCCGUCUGCCCUGGUGCCCAGGGCGGCUGCAGGGUUCCUGGAGAGCGCGUCCAGCCAUGGAGCCUUUGCACAAAGACGCCGAGACGGCGGCGGCGGCGGCGGCUGUGGCAGCGGCAGAUCCCCGGGGGGCAUCGUCGUCCAGCGGGGUGGUCGUGCAGGUUCGCGAGAAGAAGGGGCCCCUGCGCGCCGCCAUCCCCUACAUGCCCUUCCCGGUGGCUGUCAUCUGUCUCUUCCUCAACACUUUCGUGCCGGGAUUGGGUACAUUCGUCUCGGCCUUCACUGUGCUGUGUGGGGCACGCACCGACCUCCCAGACAGGCACGUGUGCUGCGUCUUCUGGCUGAAUAUCGCUGCGGCCCUCAUUCAGGUGCUCACGGCCAUCGUGAUGGUGGGCUGGAUCAUGAGCAUCUUCUGGGGCAUGGACAUGGUCAUCCUUGCCAUCUCCCAAGGGUACAAGGAUCAGGGCAUCCCACAACAGCUGUGAGCCUACAGGACCUACGGAGGAAGUCCAGGGUCCUGUGAGGGCCACGCCAGGUGGCUCCGGGCACAAGGACCUUCACAUAUUCUCUUCUGCCAUUUCUCAGAUUGGGGUAGAAAGGGAGUACUUACAAAAUAUUAUUUAUUUUGGGAAACACACCUGCUUUUCUUAGCAGGCUCCAAGGCCAACUUCUCUCCCUGCUCCAGAGCGCGUGGGAGGAACAGGCCCAGAACAUCAAACUGGGCUAGAGGCAGGAUAGUGCCAGUGCAGGGAUGCUGGGCGUGUUUAUCCGACUACACACUGAACAAGCACCCAUACCUGUCAGGCUGGGCUGCUGUAGGUUCCAUGCAGGUGAUCAGUCACUCUCCUAGGCGUCAGGACUUCAUGAAACACUUCCUCUGGGUCCUCACCCCCCUGCUCGACCACGGGGUUCCCUGUAUUUGCUCGGUGGUCUCCCAGGGGCAGGGUCAGGGUGGAGGUUGCCAGUGUGGAAAGGCCAGGUGAUAGCCCAGUGUAUAAAAAAAUCCUUGGGUUCCCCCGGGAGUCUGAUAAUACCCCAGCAUUCAAGUUGCUGGGUGUGUGUGUGUGACUUUGUGACUUGACUGGGGGUGGGGGGGAGGUGGUACCCACUCUACUUCUAGGAUGUUACUGCUAGUAUCUGGAUGUUUAUAUGCAAAAUGACCAGACUGAGUUAUGAAUGGCUGCAGACCAGCAGUCCUCUUGGAUAUAUUUACUGUGGUCUCUGGUCCCCUCUCCUCUUCCCCCCCCCCGACAUCCAUGUGUUUCUGAAUCCAGAUGGUUACUGUGGUUUCUGGUCCCCUCUCCUUUUCCCCCCUGACAUCCAUGUGUUUCUGAAGAUGGUUUGUUUUGAGGAAGAUGAUGCAAUCCAUUCGUUACUGUUUCUUGACAUCCUAGCGGAUGUCUGGGCUUCCCACCUACCGCCAAACACGUGGAUAUCACUAGAGAACCCUGUGAAUAGUCAGAUGCAUUGGGACUCCUGAAACGUAAAUAGCCUUGCCCAAGCAAGUCCUGGGGGAUGUUGGAGACUGGACUGCAUUUGAACCGUGAGACCUGCAGAGUGACAUCAUGAGGUUGGGGACUUUGACCUGAAAUUCAUGUGUGCUGCAAGAAGAUGCAUCUUGAGGCUGAAGUUGUUGGCGUGGCAUGUGCCCCUUUAAGCAGCAAACCUGGGACUGACCACUACAAAGCCAGAUCCUUACUAGGCAGAGAAAACAUCAGGAAGUGGGAAGGGACCCGACAUGAAAUUAAGAGAAAGGCCUACUCAAGCUGAUGGCGACGGGGUGGCUAUUUACAUCUCUCUCCGUCUCAUUCUGACAUAGGAAGAGCUAAUGUGUGGGACAGGCCCAGGGCUCAGUUCCCCAUCAUGCUGGCCUUGAGCCAUCAGUGGGUCCCUCAUCAUCUGCCUGAAACACUGUCACAGUGUGGCCAGGGCUAAAGAAAGGAGCCGUCCACUUUCUGCCUUGGUGGAUGGAGGCUCUUGAAAAGCAGCUCUUGUUUCUCUGGGGUUCCAAGACAGCCCCCACCCCCACCCCACCAGUCCUCUUAUUUGCAAUCUUUCAAAGCCGGGCCCCCAACUGGACAGCCCCUGACAUCAUGAAGAGAUGAAGUCCCGUGAAGUACUCAUUCCUGGCCCUGACUCUGGUCUGGCUCGUCGGUCCUACCCUGUGUCUACCCAUCAGUUUCUUCCAAGGCUGUGUGGGAAUGAGUUGUACUUUUGGAAUGCCUGCCAGGGGGCCUAUUUCUUCCUGUGUUUCUUUCUGUUGCUCUGUUUGUUUGCAGCCCCUGUCUUGGGGUACGGGGCCAGGCUCGGUUCUCUUGUCAGCAGAUCACUGCUCUCAAGGAGGCUUCCUCUGGUAGCAAAGCUGUACCAGAAAGGGGAAUGAUGGGUCAGUGUGCCCUCCCACGAUGCUCGCCCACAGCCCUUCAUCCCACAGAGCCAGCGAUGAUGACAGGCCUGGCAAGAGUGGCCCCCACAGCGAGGGAGAAGUCUAUUUCCCUGGCUUGGGCUGGGGGUGGCUACCAGGGGAGUUGGAAGGAGAUGGUAAUUUGCAUUGCUUGUUUAGUGACAUGAACCAGACUCGAGUGGGACUUUCCUGAGUGACAAGUGUCACCAUGAGUUCCAGUGUGGGAUGGCUUAAUACAGGGGUUUGUGAACUUCGGGAGCUGUCUCCUCCCUAGCACCCCCUCACUCCAGGUGGAUGGCGUGGGUGGACUUUAGGAGCCCCCAGAACAGUGAGUCUGAGGGUUGCUACUAGCUGGGCCAGACCUGAUUAGCAUAACCAUUGUCAGUUGAUGGACAGUGGCUAAUUCACUCUGCACAGUCCAAGCAGGCCAUUGGAUCUAGGUGACCAGAGUUCAUUUACUAAACACCAGCUAUCUAGAAAGCAGGGUCCUGGACCCAGAAAGCACGUAGUGGCACCAGGGCUCCUUAGUGACAAAGCUGCCUGGGUGGCAUAGCUCAGGGCUGCUGUCCCAACCUUGGGAAAUAAUUCAGAAGACCGUUCUCUGGCUACGGGUGCCAGGGGCAGACACCACAGGCACACAGAGAGCAUCCACAGAGACGGCGGCACUGCCAGGAUCUAAUGUGGCAUUGUUAUCAGAGUGGCCAUUCCUUCCACCAAACCAGGACCCUGGAGCAAGAGAGAGAACCAGGUUAGCCUGUCAUCCUAGCUCCAUUUCUGUUGCUGUGGUAAAACAUCUUGACCAAAAGCAACAUGCACCAGGAAAGAGGAAAGUUGGUUGGUUUGUUUGGUUUAUAAUCUAGGCUAUAUACAGUCCAUCGUAGGGGAGGAGUCAUGACGGCAGGAACCGGAAGUGCCUAAGUCACCGCAUCCACAGUCAACAGCAGAGAGAAACAAAUUCAUCCAUGCUGCGCCCCCCCCCCCCCCCCCCCCCCCCCGUUUCAUGUACUCUUAAAAAGUCCAAGAUCCAGCCCACGAACUGGUGCCACCCACAUUCAGGGUGGAUCGCCUCACUUCCAUUAACAUAAUCCUCCACAGAGGAGCCCACAGGCCAAUCUAAUCUAAAAUAAUUCCUCUUUAAGACUUCCCUGGUGAUUCUAGGAUUUGUUACAUUAAAACUAUUCAACAGUGUGUAGUGUAUUGUAGGGACCAUUGAGGACCCCAGACUGUGGCCAGGAAGCCGCUAUGAAACCACCCUCCCUCCACCCUCAGACUGCCAAAUAUUGCCUGGGUCAAGUCUCUUGGCCGCCCCGGAGAGAAGCAAAGGAAGCGACUAGGCCACGACGAUGAGGCAGCCAAGGUCUGUCUGGCCCCAGACUUGUGUCCAGCCCAGCGACCCGCCCCCAAAGGGGGCGUGGGCCAGGUACCGCUGAGCUCAGUUCAUCUCCUGCUAUUCUGUGAACAACCUGUGGAGAGUUUUUGUUAAGCUUUCUUCACAAGGAGACCAGAGGCUUCUCCCUGAGACACAUACCUUUCAGAAGUCACAGGAAGGGAUAAUGAAUGUCCUCAGAAGGAUGAGAGCAGUAUUUCUCCAUGGCUCUCCUGGAUCCUUGAGCUCACCUGCCCUCAAAGCCAUGCCCCCAGCUCCUGCAUGUUCCGAAUGGAAAGUGGAAGCAGAUGGCAGCUCAAGACAGAGUUGGUGCCUAGAGUGGCCUGGCUCAUGGGAUCCAGGUCCUGCACUCCCUUACAGGACCGAGGCUGCACCGAUAAAAUUGUGGGGUGUAGGAUGCUGGGGGUUGAGGAGCAGCAGGGAGAACUCAGCUAUAGGAGACAUAGGAAGCCAAUAAGCCACAUGGUUAGCACGUCCCCUAGAUGGAAAAGGAUUAAGAUGUGCAAAAGAAAAGCCAUCCACACAUUAAACACCGGGUCUAAGGUCAGCAUACAAUGGGCUAAAACCCCAAGACCAGAAAAAUCCCCCAAAGGCUCAAGGCUCCUGAAGCAAGAAAGUGAGGUUGAAUGAAUGUUCCUUUGACCUUAAGAUUCAAAACGCAAGGCCUUAGUGAUGGUAAAUGACCUGCAUGAAGAAAGCUGGGACUGUCUGCCCUGUGGUUGUAGAGGGCUCCGGCUUAGAGAAUCAGCUGGCUGGCUACUGCAUCUCCCACUCCCGGGCAGAAGUGAGUCCGAUGCAGAGCAAGGUUUCCCUCUAGUGGAAGCAGGGAGCCAGGACACCAUCUGCCAGCCGAGGGGUGGGGUUCGCUCCCUGUGCUGUGAGGGAGGUUCUGCAGUUAGCAAGAGUUCCUUCAGUGCUAAAGUGCUCAGGUCCUGAGCUCUCCAGGUCACAUCCCUACAGUAUCCAGCCUCCGCCACUGACAGCAAGCUCCGGGAGGACCCAGCAGGAGCUCUGUCUCCUUCUGGAGAGUUCUGGGCCCAGAACUCUUCAGAGUCGUAGGGGAUGUGGAGGUCAUCUUGGACGUGGUAUUAUGAAGAGCUCAUCUAAGUGGUGGGCGAGAGGCUCGGAGUCUUCUUCAUCUUUCUUCCUGUUAGUUUUUGAGAGCUGAACACUCACAGAGGCAGUGUAUCCUUCCACUCAGAGUAUGACCCAGCCUCAAUCCCACAAUGCACCAGGACACAAUGAAUCCCAACCAGAGUGGUCCUGUGUGUCCUACACGUGCCAGGGUGACAAUAGUCUUGUUUCAGCAAUGCCCCUACAGACGCUUGUCCUCCAUUUAACUAAAUACAUUGUAGAAAUAAGGCCAGUCCGUCAUUUUCCCCAAUCUUGCCAAAGCCAAGGGUCUAGAGAGUGCAAGCCCAGUCAGGCACAGCCCCACUGGGAGAGUCCAGACUCCUGGUAAAACAAACUCUAGUCCAGUAUGCUACAACCCCCCCCCACCCCCCACCCCACGUGAGACUAAAGAAAUGACCCCACCAAAGUUAAGUCUGGGACCCAGUGAGUCUAUGGAGUUACAGGAGCAUUGGUGACUCUUGGUAAGCUAUGUCACUGAGAAGCCCCCACCCCAGUGUGGGGACAACUCAAGAAAGCCACAAAACUGCUGCCCUCGCCCCCCCCCGUCAGUCACCCCUCCUCCCCUCCUCAACUCCAUCCACUGUGAACACCUGUUGCCCUCGCCUAGGGUCUGUGGGAUCAGAAUCCCGACUGCAUCCCCCAUCCAAAUCUACUGCAGCCCCGGGCUCCGGAUUGGCCCGCUGGUGUGGGGGAGGGGGCAGAGACCUCUUCCUGAUGCUUUUCUGGGACUCUGGCAGGACUUUUAUUUCGGAACGGGUACACUGCCUGCCCCAGCCCAGGAGCCAGCAAGGAGUAGAAGAGUAGGGAAGUUUUAAGCAGAGACAACGAGGUUGGGGGCUUGUGAGAAUCCCGCGGGCUCCUGUGGAGUUGCUGCGGGCCCUUCCGGGCUGGCUCCGUUGCACCCGGAGCUCUUUUGUUUUGGAAGACGCUGGCUGCAUCGCUGAGUUAUGAGCAGGCCGCGCUGUGUUGUGGAUUACUGUUUUGGUGUUGCCAUUGGCUUUUGUCUGUUAAAUUAACUGCUGUACAUUUUCAUGUUCUCUGACGAUGUCCGGGGCUUGCUUCUCUCACUCCUACUCACAGGGACCCCACAUGCCCCAGACCAACCACGGGUGGGGGGCGGGCGCGGGGACGGAGGCAUUGCCAGCCCAUUCCUAAGAUUACAGGUGUUCUUGGAGACCGCUUGGACCAUCUCAGCCCUAGGGAAGAGUCUAGACUUUCCUGGCUGGAACUGAAGCAUGGGGCCCAGGUUUGACUUUGCUUAACUUUCUCAGUGUCCCCAGGCUUGCGUCCCUACCCUUGUCUCGGGGUCCACAGAGCCCCGCAGGGGCAGCGCAGGGCUCCCGCUUCUCCAGCCUUCUGCCAGCUUUGAAGUCCUUCCUUCCAGCAAUGCUACUGUACACGUGGUGAGGAACGCAACCCACAACAGAGCCCGUGUACAUACGGAGUGUACAUACAUACAUACGUGUGUACAUACACACAUGCCCCUUGUUAUAAAGAUAACAGAGCAUGGCGUUUCUUUGGCAUUACAAUUUUUUUUUAACCCUUGGAAAUACGGUUUUGGCAAUCUUCUUCUUUUUCCUCUUUUCUAUUUAAUAAACAUCCA